CCUUGUGUAUACAACCGUUUAUUAUUCAUUUUUUUCACACACAGUAGUAUGUGUGAUUUGUGAUCGUAGAAAAUUAUGAGUGAAGCUGAGAGUUUAACAGAACCGAAAUUGGAAAAUUCAAUUUCACAAACCCUAGCUUGUACUACUACUACUCCUACUGAUGCGCACCAACUUUCUGAAGUACCAGUGGAAUAUGAACUGCCCCCGUUUGAAUUGCCGGAAAAAAUCAAGGAUAGAAUCAGUGUUACCAGGCCUGAAACUUUGAAUGCUCAAGCAGGGACAGAACAUCAGCAACGCGUGCCUGAUGAAGCAUCCUCAUUGGAGCUGUCAUCUACAUCUGUUGCACGGUCCAUUUCAUCAGUACCGAGCCCAACUCUAGCAGAAAGACGAUCAUCAGCAGUAGUAAAGUGUAGCACAGGAGAAGUGGCUAAGCAGAGUUCAGAUGCCAGGGUUCUACCUGUUGUGCCAGUCCUAAAGACACCAACCAGGGAUGGUUACAAUUGGCGGAAGUACGGUCAAAAGCAAGUUAAAAGUCCUCAAGGUUCUCGAAGCUAUUACCGAUGUACUUAUUCCGAGUGUUGUGCCAAGAAGAUUGAGUGCUCUGAUCACACUAAUAGUGUAAUGGAGAUUAUUUAUAGAAGUCAACACAAUCAUGAUCCACCCCCGCGAGUAAAUUGCUUAAGGGAAAGCAAGUCUGCAGUAUUGCCUGCACCUUCCAAUGACAAAAGUAUCAUAGCUCAUCCAAAUAGAAAUUCUAAUGAGACUGUGGCAUCCUCUGUAAAAGAAAGUUUACCAAUCGCUGAGACAGCAAAUCAGGAUUCCUGUGGGUCUGACACCGAUACUGAAAUCACUAUUAAAGAGGAGCAUGGUGAUGAACCUGAAAUAAAAAAAAGGUCGAGGAAAAGUGACGCAAGUUGUUCUGAAUCUGCUUCUAAACCUGGAAAGAAACCCAAACUGGUGGUUCAUGCUGCUUGUGAUGUAGGAAUAUCAAGUGAUGGCUACAGGUGGCGCAAGUAUGGACAAAAACUGGUGAAAGGAAAUCCCCAUCCAAGGAACUACUAUCGAUGUACAUCAGCUGGAUGUCCUGUUCGAAAGCACAUUGAGAGGGCUACAGAUGGCACAAGUGCACUGACAAUAACAUAUAAGGGAGUACACGAUCAUGACAUGCCCGUACCAAAAAAGCGUCAUGGUCCACCUAGUGCACCUCUUGUUGCUGCUGCAGCCCCUGCUUCCUUAACCAGUCCGCCCGCUAAGAAACCUGAACUGCUACAGCAACAAAAAUUGACCACACAAUGGUCCGUGGAUAAAGAAGGUGAGUUGACAGGUGAGAAAUUGGACCUUGGAGGAGAAAAGACAAUGGAAUCGGCUCGAACUCUACUGAGUAUUGGAUUUGAAAUAAAGCCUUGCUGAAAUUGUUCAGCUGCUAUGAUUUUUUUCGCCUUAAUUUUCUUUCAUUUAUUUAGUUUUCCUUCAUAGAGCUUUCUUGUAGAAAUUUAGAAGUGUACCCUUGUUGUACUCCUACAGUUAUUACAAGUUUGUGUAAAAUGAUUGUAGUCGUCCAAUAAAGAUAGAUAUAGACUCAGUUAUGUACAUUAUUGCGGAUCAAAAUAAUUAACAUAGAACUUAGAGGAACA
This is a messenger RNA of Lycium ferocissimum, 1634 nucleotides long. RefSeq names its product probable WRKY transcription factor 32. The record is from RefSeq and is a predicted model, not a curated record. Gene Ontology annotation, molecular function: sequence-specific DNA binding; DNA-binding transcription factor activity. The transcript has 5 exons. Lineage: Eukaryota; Viridiplantae; Streptophyta; Magnoliopsida; Solanales; Solanaceae. Gene Ontology annotation, biological process: regulation of DNA-templated transcription. Bases 76 to 1410 code for a protein of 444 amino acids.